Messenger RNA from Oryza sativa Japonica Group (Japanese rice), 1423 nucleotides. RefSeq names its product eukaryotic translation initiation factor 3 subunit I. Gene Ontology annotation, biological process: cytoplasmic translational initiation. Lineage: Eukaryota; Viridiplantae; Streptophyta; Magnoliopsida; Poales; Poaceae. Gene Ontology annotation, cellular component: cytoplasm; eukaryotic translation initiation factor 3 complex, eIF3m. Gene Ontology annotation, molecular function: protein binding; RNA binding; translation initiation factor activity. The record is from RefSeq and is a predicted model, not a curated record.
GUUCGGACAGACACGCACUACCAGGCAGCCCAACCCACCCGCGAGCUAGGGUUUUCCAGAGUUCCAGAACCCCCACCUCCCUAACCCUAACCACCCAUCCUCCCCGGCGGCGGCGGCGGCGGCGGCGAAGAGAAGAUGAGGCCGAUCCUGAUGAAGGGGCACGAGCGGCCGCUGACGUUCCUCCGGUACAACCGCGACGGGGACCUCCUCUUCUCGUGCGCCAAGGACCACACCCCCAACGUCUGGUUCGCCGACAACGGCGACCGCCUCGGCACCUACAGCGGCCACAACGGCGCCGUCUGGUCCUGCGACGUCUCCCGCGACUCCACCCGCCUCAUCACCGGCAGCGCCGACCAGACCGCCAAGCUCUGGGACGUCCAGACCGGGGCGGAGCUCUUCACCUUCCGCUUCGACGCCCCCGCCCGCUCCGUCGAGUUCGCCAUCGGCGACGGCCUCGCCGUCAUCACCACCGACAACUUCAUGGGCAACGUGCCCACCGCCCAGGUCAAGCGCAUCGCCGACGACCCCGAUGACCAGUCGGAGGAGUCUCUUCUCGUGAUUUCUGGCAUCAAGGGGAGGAUUAACAGGGCUGUAUGGGGGCCGUUGAACAGGACCAUCAUCACCGCCGGUGAGGAUGCCACCAUCCGCAUUUGGGACACUGAGACUGGAACAUGUCUGAAUGAGUCAGACAAAGAACAAGGACACCAGAAAACAAUUACUUCACUUUCAAAAUCUGCAGAUUGGUCACAUUUCCUAACAGGCUCCUUGGAUAAGUCUGCUAAGCUAUGGGAUACAAGAACUCUGACCCUGAUCAAGACAUAUGUCACCGAGCGACCUGUUAAUGCUGUUGACAUUUCUCCUCUUCUAGACCAUGUGGUUAUCGGAGGUGGUCAAGAUGCGAUGAAUGUGACUAUGACAGAUCGUCGAGCGGGAAAAUUUGAAGCGAAAUUCUUUCACAAGAUUUUGCAAGAGGAAAUUGGUGGUGUAAAAGGCCAUUUUGGACCAAUUAACGCACUGGCAUUUAAUCCUGAUGGACGGAGCUUCUCGAGUGGUGGUGAAGAUGGAUAUGUAAGGCUGCACCAUUUUGAUUCUGACUACUUCAACAUCAAGAUUUAAAGCAAGAAGUUGUGAAACUCUGAGGCUGCAUUUGAGGAAGGCCGAAGGUACCUUUUGGUUGGGAAGAUGUUUCAUCUCCUGUCAUGUGGAAGAGACUAAGGUGCAGUGUUUAGCUACUGACAGUGUACUGCUUCUCAGACAUUCUUGUUGCACUGGAGAUCCAGAUUUUUAGAUGCUCAAGAGAUUUUGUACAUUCAGCAAUCGAGGGCUCCUUAUACUGCAAUACUAGCUUAAUUCUGUUUUCAUCGUUGUUGGUUUACUUUGACCAUAAAUAUAUAUCCAGUUUUGGGCAGAUCCUUCGUCUGUA